Messenger RNA from Struthio camelus australis, 1182 nucleotides. NCBI's taxonomy places the organism in Eukaryota, Metazoa, Chordata, Aves, Struthioniformes, Struthionidae. The record is from RefSeq and is a predicted model, not a curated record.
GGAAGUCUGAGCCUUCAACAUUGGAAGAACAGGGCAUUUCUCUGCUGAUUUGAAGUGAGGAAAGUUUGAGCUCCCUUCAGCCCCACAAUCUUCCUCCUUGCCACCCUCAACCCCGCACCAUGCAAAUUCCUCUGGAGAAACCUGCGCUGCUCUUCUGUCUGCUGGUCUUCGCCUUUGCUGUAGCCCUCAAAGGUGCCCUUUCCAACAUAAAUAUGGUGGCGUCUGGUCCCAAGGAGAGGAAGGUCUCUGGAUCACUUCCACUUACCUGCACUGUAACAGGAGCACCUCUGGAUAGCCGUCGCUAUGACUGGAAUUGUAUCCGUCAGGCUCCAAGAGGAGAGCUACAAUUUCUAGGCUGGAUCUAUCCUUUUGGGAAUAACACAGGCUAUGCCCCGACCUUCCAAGGCCGAGUCACUAUUUCUGCAGACAAAGCCAAGAACAAGGUCUCCCUGCAGCUGCAUGCCCUGACAGCCACCGACACAGCUACCUACUUCUGUGCCAGACAACACACAAUGAGAGAACUUGGAGUAGCAACAGACAAGCUUGUAUUUGGAAGUGGAGUCUCCAUCUCAGUUGAGCCAAAGAACCAAGACGAUUCUGCCCUGGAAGUCAUUGCGCUUAAAUCAAGGAAACACAAACAGUACAGUGGCAAAGUGAACGUGGCUUGUUUGGCACAGACUUUCUACUCUAAGAAUGUCAGCCUUGAUGUACCCAAGGGCAGCACUGUAUAUGACCUGAAGGCACCUCUUGUCACAUCAGAGGGGAUGUACAGUACUAUGAAGGUAGUUGUGGUGGAACCAGAUACAGCGGUGACCUGCAAGGCUAUGCACAAGGGCAACAAGACUGCAGCCAGCACAACCCUUCCAGAAAAGAAAUCUGAAGAACUGGUAACAGUGAAUGCUUGCAACGUUACAGACACCUCUUCAAAAGGUAUCAAAAUGGAGAAAGUGAACAUGCUGUUCAUGACUGCAUUGGGUUUGAGAGUCCUGCUGGCAAAAAGCAUCGCCUUCAAUAUACUCAUGAGUAUCAGGCUGCUUCUCUUCUGAGGCAGGCCAGAGCACCUCAGGUUGUAUCAGAAAUCUUCUGCUGGCUGUUUCAAGUGGAGAGCACAAAAAUCUGGAGAAAAGUCAGGUUCGGUAAGGGACCUAAAGGGAGGAUCUCAAAACUCAAAAGUGUGAAAAG